Vespula pensylvanica (western yellowjacket) is the source of this 4927-nucleotide messenger RNA. RefSeq names its product ral guanine nucleotide dissociation stimulator (gene Rgl). Gene Ontology annotation, biological process: positive regulation of GTPase activity; Ras protein signal transduction. Bases 671 to 2950 code for a protein of 759 amino acids. Gene Ontology annotation, cellular component: plasma membrane. The transcript is spliced from 7 exons. NCBI's taxonomy places the organism in Eukaryota, Metazoa, Arthropoda, Insecta, Hymenoptera, Vespidae. The record is from RefSeq and is a predicted model, not a curated record. Gene Ontology annotation, molecular function: guanyl-nucleotide exchange factor activity.
CCGGCGGCGUCAGUCGUUGCCGUGACAUCGCGUCGUAUACUUUAUCGUUGUUCGUUCUUGACGACGAUCGAAUCAUCACACGUUUCCGAUAGGAUCUUGCCAUUUUUUAUAUUAUAUUCUCGUAUUAUCGACGUUUACGUAAACUCGUCGAUCAAAGAAUAUUCAAGUGAAUUUUAAGUGAAUACGUCAUUAUGGAAGGAAUUUGACCGACGCCAGCUUCGCGUCUUUUUCGAUCUUUCUUUAUUCCUUUCUCUCUCUCUCUCUCUUUCUCUCUCUCUCUCUCUCGUCAGACAAGAGAGAGAAGAGAGUCGAGGAUUGUAAAAGAUCGUUGGCUGAACUUUAUCUGAGAAGAAGAUUGAAACAAAAAUGUGUUAGGCAGAUCGGUGAUAAUAAUUUGAACGUAUCGACGAGCUUAGAAAGAGAGUAUCUUUCUCUCUUUCUCUCUCUUCCUAUUUCUCUAUUUCUAUCUCUAUCUCUCUCUCUCUCUCUCUCUCUCUCCUUUCUCUCUCUCUCUCUCCCUCCCUCCUUCUCGAAAAGACAUUUUUUCGAGGGAGGGGAAGAAAAUAGUACCGAUAAGAGGAGAAAGUAAAGAGAUUAGAAGGUGAAGAAGGAGAGAAGAGGAAGAGGAGAAGGAGGGGAGGAAAAACGUUCGAGUGAUAUUAGGACGUGGAUGCUGUGGCCCGUGUUGGGGGAUGACGGGCUAAGCCCAACGUCGCCCCCGCCGGCGGCCAGCGUUAAGGGCGUCAACAAACUGGCACCCUUUCUUCUUUGCGCACCCUGCAAGCCGAGCCAAAGGAAGAACCAAAAUUCCACGCAGUGGUACGUGCAGCAGCCCACGUGGCGCUUAUGGGGCGAGGAAAGGGGCGAUGGCGUCAUAUACACCGUCUACUUGAAGAAAGUUCGUUAUCACAGACCUACGAGAAGCCUUUCCGCAUCAGAUUCGGACGACGAGAUCUCGCAUUUAGAAUGGGAGACCGUAAGAGUACGUUUCUUAAAAGCGGGUACCGUUCAACGUCUCGUAGAGAGCUUAGCCAACGACGAUGGAGAACUCGAGUCGACCUACAUCAAUGUCUUCCUUGCGACAUAUCGUGCUUUUACCACACCGCGAGAAGUCCUCGAACUGCUUCUCGCCAGGUACGAUGCGCUCGACGAAAAUACAGGCGCCCUCACCGGUGAACAACAUCGUAAAACCCUUAUUCAGGCGCUUCAUGUUUGGCUCGACGCCUAUCCCGGUGAUUGGAAGACACCACCGAAUCAUCCGCUACUCGCUAGGCUUCUCGAUUUUGCUCAUCGACGCUUACCUGGCUCGGAACUCGAGCUCAAGGCUAGGCAUCGUUUGCAUAGAUUCCAACGUGAGGAUCAAAUUGACUGCGUGGUGUACGACAAUAGCCGAGUUCAUGGUAGUUCGGAUUCGAACGGUGAUCAAUGGACCAGCUAUACGUUCCCCGAAGUUCCUCAACGACAUUUCGCCGAGCAAUUGACUCGCAUGGAUGCCGAAGUAUUCAAGAAACUCGUGGCGCAUCAAUGUUUAGGCGCAGUUUGGUCUAGAAGAGAUCGUUCGAGGAAUCACGAGGCAGCUACGGUCUUGGCAACGGUCAAUCAGUUCAACGCAGUAUCCUUACGCGUAAUAUCGACUAUUUUGACAGAACCGACAAUGAAGUCGCAAGACCGUGCGAGAAUUCUCGAGGCCUGGAUCGACAUCGCGCAGGAAUUAAGAGUUCUCAAGAAUUUCAGUAGCUUGAAGGCUAUAGUUUCCGGUUUACAAAGUAAUCCGGUUUACAGGCUGGAAAAAUGUUGGCAGUCUAUGCCAAGAGAAAAGCACGAAUUGUUUCGAGAACUCGAAAGAAUUUUCUCCGAAGAGAACAACGCUUGGACGCAGCGAGAAUUGUUGAUCAAGGAAGGGACAGCUAAAUUCGCUGACACCGCCGGUAGAAGCGACAGACAUCUUCAAAAAUUAUUUCAGAAGCAAAAUACUCACGCUGGAAAUAUCAGUUACGGCACGAUACCGUACUUGGGCACGUUCCUGACGGAUCUCACGAUGAUCGACACCGCCAUCCCCGAUACGAUAGCGGACGGUCUGAUCAAUUUCGAUAAGAGACGGAAGGAGUUUGAGGUACUCGCCAGAAUAAGACUGCUUCAAGGUGCUGCGAAUGCAUACAACUUUAGUACGGAUCCAUUGUUCGAUCGUUGGUUCCAUUCCGUGGUGGUGUUGGAUGAUCGAGAGGCGUAUAAAUUGAGCUGUCAAAUCGAACCUCCACCACCCGGUAACACCUUAAAUAGUCGGGGCAAGAAGAAGCAGAGUCAUCAGGGUCAUCGGAAGAACGACUCGAUAGCCUCUACGUCGAGCUCUAGCAGUUCGCAAUUCUAUUGCGAUCUCGAUUCUCUACCUAGUUCGCCGCACAAUUCGUUGGACCGUCGUACAUCGCCGUCGCAAAUGUCAAGCUCCUCUUCGAGUUCUUCUCUACCCUCCUUGGACGUGUCCUUGAGCUCGGGCGGAGGUGGCGGGGGAGCGAUCGCUGCCAAUCGUUUGGCUCCACCCAGCGGGACUUCUUUUACAGCGAAUGGAAGUACUCCGAACUUGGUCUCCAGUCCGAGUCAUUCGCACAAGAAUUCACCAGACUUUUACAUUAUUAAGGUUACCAUGGAAAGCGAGAACGUAGAAACGGACGGUGUGGUGCUUUACAAAUCGAUCAUGUUAUCCAACAACGAGAGGACUCCCCAAGUAAUACGUAACGCUAUGCUCAAAUUAGGGAUCGAGGGUAGUCCCGAUCAAUAUACUCUCGCUCAAGUUUUACCCGAUCGAGAAAUGGUUCUACCACAUUCGGCUAACGUUUAUUAUGCCGUAAACACCGCACACAAUCUUAAUUUCAUUCUACGACCUAAAAGGGACGUCAAUGAUUCUGCCACGGACAGUCCGAAAAGUAAAACCAGUCACAAUCACAAACGGUAGUGUUGGCUACACGAGGAUCUUAUCCUCGGUCUAUCCUCGAAACUUUCGGUGCGGCACGAUCGUCUAUCGCGAUUCGAAUGCGAUCACGAAGGAUAGGGGAAAAAAAGAAAUAACUAAAAUAGAGAAAACAUUCCUUUUCAUUUUUUUUUUAUUUCUAUUUUUUCUUUUCUUUUCUUUUUUUUUUCUAUUUCUCGAAUCAAUCCUGCGACACUCUCGAUUAUAUUCUUUCGAAGGAAAGAAGUUUCGUUUGCAUCGAAUAUCCGAUAUUGAAUCUCAUCGCGCUCUGCCAUUCGGUGCGUUUCUCUAUUUACUUGUUUACUUUUUGUUUUUCUUUUCCCUUUGUUCUUUUUUCUCUGUUCUUUUUUUUUUUAGAACCAUGACAGAGCUGUUACUUCGUACAUCGAUUCGUAAAUCGUUCGAUCGAACGGUCGCGAUGCAUUUAAUUUAUAAGAUACGUCAUUUUUAUUCUUCUUCCAUUGCAACGUAACGACGGACUAAUUAAUUAAGUGUUAGCAAAAUAAAGAAAAAAGAGAAAUCGUUUAGCAUGGAUAGGUUUUUAUCUAUCGUAUAGAGAUUGUUUAGUCUUGAAAGAAAUGUAGAUGAAGGAUUGGUAUAAUAUUACAAUGUAAUAUCGAACGCGAUACGUAUAUUUACAAACGUUUGCGUUAUAUACGCUACACACACAUACGCACACACGUUCAUUCUUUCACACACACACUCACAUACGCAUACACAUUUAUAUUUACCUAGCGGUUAUAUUGAGAUUAUAAGGAGAAACAAUUUGCCGAAAAUAGAGAAGCAGAAGAAGAAGAAGAAGAAGAAGAAGAAGAAGAAGAAGAGAAGGGUCCGCAUUGGAAAGAAAGAGUAUUAUUGUGAUCGUUGUAUAUAAAAAUCUCUUAGAGUUCCGUGAAUCGAGUGUUAUUCGUAAAGGAUUGAAUCGGCCAAGUGGACCAAAUUUAGAUCACCCAUUUGAAAGAAAACUAACGGGCAAAUAUUUUGUCAAUUAAUUAUUUUCUUUCGAACGAAACGACAGAAAUACGUCGGUUUAAUAAUUGAGAGAACCUUUCGAAGGGAAGACCAAAACGUAUACAUAGAAAUUUAGUCUCGUUCGAUUGAGUUAUUCGAAGAAAAAAAAAAAAAAAAGGAAAAGGAAAAGAGAAAAAGAAGAAGGAAAAAAAGAAAAAAGAAAACAAAAGUAAUAGAAAAAAGAAAUAUACAGAUAAAAAUGGUCAAACGAAUUCUGUGAUAUCGGAGUCGCUUAUUCUGGCCUCGAGAAAUAGGAUAGAUCAUCGACGAUCGGGUCCAGUUUCGAUGCGAAAUCAAUACAUUUUUUACUUUCAUUCUCAUAUCACGAAUAAAUAAAUAAAUAAAUUAAUUAAUUAAAUGAAUAAACAAAUAAAUGAAUGAAUGAAUGAAUGAAUGAACGAACGGACUAACACAAAUCGGCAAGGAAUGAAUUAUUAUCGUUCGAUUUUAUUUCAAUCGGCAGAAUGUUGAUAUAUUUUUGACAUGCAAUAUAUACGUACACAUGUAAGAAAGAAGCACCGAAUAACAGCGAGGGAAGAAAAAAAGAAGAAGAAGAAAAAGAUAAAAGAGGAGACUGUCGUGGGGCGAUUUUUCGCACAAUAAUAACAAUAAUCGAUCGAGCUUCGUUUUUGAUCUAACUACGUGGAUGUUUUUCUUUUUUCCUUUUUUCUUUUCAUGUUGUUUUUUUUUCUUCUUUUCUUUUUGUUUAUUUUUUUGUUUGUUUUCUCUUGUUUUUUCUUUCUUUCUUUUCUUUUUUUUUUUUAAACUAGGUUUAGGCAAUUUUGUACUUAUCUUAGUCGAACUCUCUCCCUUCGUUGGAUGUUAGCUAGUUAUUAAUUAUAAUAUUAUACGUGUAUACACCUAUCCGUUAAUUGAUUGAAGUCGCGUCGUGCAAAAUGGAUGUAUAAUGUGAAUCGAUAACGAAAACGAAAAUAGAUGGCCUAAACUUUU